UCGGAUGGGCAAUACAGAGAAUUUCUUAUUUGAGUACAUGUGCUAUAGCUACUUAUUACCGGCAAGCUCAUGGGAUUCCAGUGGAACCCUGUAGAGCUAUUUACUUCAUUACUAAAACUCCAGUGGUAACAACUCAUAUCUUAAAGCUAAAGUACACUCAACUCUGUCUACAAGUUAUAGUUAUGGGGAUAUCGGUGAUGGGAAUGUUGUUUACAGAAUUAUGGGCGGCCAAUACUUUUUCUACGCUAUCCACAAGCUUCGAAAUCUUGCACCACCGUUUAAUAAGCAUUCUUAAAAGCAAAAAUGAAAAAGUGAGAAUGAAAUUCGCAUCAUGGAAGUCAGAUUACAACUUCACGUGCCGGAUAGCGAAAGACGGGGACAGAGUGUUUUCGCCCAUAGUAUUGGUUCACGUGAUAAUGACUCCUAUUUUACUCUGCUUAGCUGGAUUUCAGCUUUUACAAAAGAAUCAAGAGCCAUUUAUGGCCAGAUAUGAAAGUAAGGCCGUGUCAUAUUACCUGGUUAUAUUUUGCGUGUUCAGAUUAGUGUUAAUCUGCUUUUCAGGAGAUAAACUGGGAACAGAAGCUAUUAGUCUGGUGUCUAAAGUUUGCCAAGCGCAAGUUUAUGGGCUGCCACAUAAUACGCAGUUUCAAGUUAAGCUGUUAGUUUCUCAAACUGCUGUAAAACCCAGCUCUGCCACAGCCUGUCAAUUCUUUACUCUGUCACGUCCAUUUUUUUUGACAAUCGUUGGAACUACUUUCACCUGUCUUGUUGUUUUUCUUCAGGUGAAGACUGACCCAGCAAAAUUCGCAACUGCUGGUAACGACACCUCACUUUCUGGUUGCUAAAAGUGGUUUCUGGUUUAAUUGCUGAAGAAAUGAUACUCCAUGUUAAUUUUGUAACUGAAAACGUUUUGAAAGUUUGAAUCAUUUCCUUUUGUUCUUGAUGAAGAAGCAUGUUGUCGAAAAAUAAUCUUAUGUGGGAAUAUUAUUUGCCUAAACAUGGAACACAAUUUUUUCUACGACUCUUUGUAAAAAAAUUAGCAUUUCAAGAAAAUAAUUUGACAUAAAUUGUUGAAUAUAAGAUUAUUUGAUACUAAACGAUAGGCUAAUUUAAGUACUUUAUUUUACUGUGAAAUGUUUAUUAAUGUAAAGUAAAUCAUUAAGUUUGAAUAACAUGUGAAGCAGAUGAAAAUCAUGUAAUGCGGAAUUACCGAAAUACUACGGUCUUCUCAACGCACUUAAAUAACUUUUUUGUUAUCGCUAAAUAUAAAGGUAAUCAAAUGUUAAAUGUGUGAAACUCAUGUGCAAAGAGAAAUAAGAGAUUGUAAAACUAGUUAGGUAAAUAUGUGUAGCAGAAGUUGACGCGAAGAAUUAUAAACUAAUAUCUUAUGUUACUUAUACUAAUAUUUAUUAUUCUUAAAACGAAAUGAAAUCAGCUAUGAUGCUAUGAUCUAAUGAGUGUGCGUUAAAUGAAAUAACUGCAACUCAAAAUUCUUCUUUUUUUUUUUUUUUUUUUUUUUUUUUUUUUCUUCAGUAUAAUGAUAUUGAGUCAAAUAUGCAAGACAGUUGCAGUCCUGUCGCCACUGUUUGUAAAUUCAUUUACUUAUCUUCUUCCAAGUAAUUAUUGCAUACUAACAAAUCACUGCAUAAUAACAAGCUAUUAUUAAAGAUAUAUGUUAUUAAAAAUGAAAUUUGCAAACUUUUAAGCCCUACUUUCACAAAAUUUAGAGACCUAAUUACUUUGCUUAUUUUUUAUUUAUCUUGUCACUGUUGUAAAGAUAAUAAAAUUUAGCAGUUCCAGGUCAAUAACGUCUCAAUCCAGGUACUGUCUCUAACGUAAUUAAGACUAUAAAAAGUAAGCAGUGUCAUGUAAACUGACUGCGACGAUUCAAUGGAUACAGAGGCAGGGAAUUCUUUCCUAAAUCUAUUGUUAAAUUCAUGAACUUGCGAAAUAGUGGGAGUUCUAUUUUCGUCGGAAGAGCAUAAAAAACGUCCUUGAGUUUUUAAGUGACGGAGUCAUGUUACUGGAGCAUGCAAGUCCAAGCACAUACUGAGCUCGCAGAAAAUGCCCCCAGUUUAAGUUGGGGUAUAUAAAGAUGUACUCCAAGUGAGGGUAUCAACUUCGAUCUAACAGCUACAAUCAGCUCCAAGAAUUGAGUACAGCUCAGCUGCGGCUUUCAGCUUAGUCUAAAGAAAAGCAUUCGUAUUUCACUAUGAAAACUUCUCUGAUUGUCUUCGCUGUGGUUUGCAUCGUGCUGCUGAGUACAUGUGCCGAUGCUAAUCCAGUCCCAGAGGUGGAAGCACGCCACCAUCACCACCACCACGGACACCACGAUCACCAUCACGGACAUGAUCAUCACCAUGAUCAUCAUCACGACCACCACCACGACCACCACCAUGACCACCAUCACGACCACCACCACGACCACCACCACGAUCAUCACCAUAAUCAUCACCAUCAUCAUGGACAUGAUCACCACCAUCAUCACGGACACCACCAUCACCAUGGGCACCACCAUCACCACGGACAUCAUCACUGAAUUGUAUCUAAACAACGUGAUAUGCAACUUCAGAAAAUGUAAUAACGAAACUGGUAAUAAUAAAGAAAUAAUAUCUCUUGAA
Molecule: messenger RNA, 2621 nt
Organism: Stegodyphus dumicola
Lineage: Eukaryota; Metazoa; Arthropoda; Arachnida; Araneae; Eresidae
Biological process (GO): sensory perception of smell; detection of chemical stimulus involved in sensory perception of smell
Cellular component (GO): plasma membrane
Molecular function (GO): odorant binding; olfactory receptor activity
Source: RefSeq, a predicted model, not a curated record